This is a messenger RNA of Nannizzia gypsea CBS 118893, 759 nucleotides long. RefSeq names its product ribulose-phosphate 3-epimerase. Gene Ontology annotation, biological process: carbohydrate metabolic process; pentose-phosphate shunt, non-oxidative branch; pentose-phosphate shunt. The record is from RefSeq and is a predicted model, not a curated record. NCBI's taxonomy places the organism in Eukaryota, Fungi, Ascomycota, Eurotiomycetes, Onygenales, Arthrodermataceae. The transcript has 3 exons. Gene Ontology annotation, cellular component: cytosol. Gene Ontology annotation, molecular function: D-ribulose-phosphate 3-epimerase activity; metal ion binding. Bases 1 to 759 code for a protein of 252 amino acids.
AUGGGCCCACCAGCAAUUAUUGCUCCCUCGAUUCUCUCUGCCGAUUUCGGCUCUCUCGGUGCAGCAUGUUCCGGUUUGAUGAAGGACGACAGCGACUGGAUCCAUGUUGACAUUAUGGAUGGUCAUUUCGUGCCAAACAUCACCUUCGGGCCUCCGGUUGUCUCGAAGAUAAGAACUCACGUCCAGAGACCGACUUCUGCAGGCGGAAAGGGGACGUUUGAUUGCCAUAUGAUGAUCGCUGAGCCUCAAAAAUGGGUCAAAGAGUUUAAAGACGCCGGAUGCGACCUAUAUUGCUUCCAUUACGAGGCGGCUGUCAAGUCUACCGCUGCCAAGGAGCCCUCGGAUAACUCGACGAUUGCUCAGACAAGCCCGAGGGAGCUAAUUCGUUAUAUACAUGAACUAGGCAUGCAGGCAGGUAUUGCCAUCAAACCAGAGACCAGCGUAAAUGUACUCUGGGAGAUAUUAGAGAAUAAGGAGGAAAUCGAGCGACCAGAUAUGGUUCUCGUCAUGACCGUUAACCCAGGCUUCGGCGGCCAAAAGUUCAUGGCUUCUGAAUUACCAAAGGUCCAGGCCUUGAGAGCCAAAUACCCAGACAUGAACAUCGAGGUCGAUGGUGGGCUGGGCGUUGGAACUAUAGACCAGGCAGCCGAUGCGGGUGCAAAUGUCAUCGUUGCUGGAUCCGCCGUUUUUGGAGCCCAGAACCCCGCAGAAGUAAUUGCCAAACUGCGAGAGGCGGUUGAAAAGCGAAGAGAAACUUAG